Gorilla gorilla gorilla (western lowland gorilla) is the source of this 8795-nucleotide messenger RNA. Its product is annotated as ubiquitin carboxyl-terminal hydrolase 6-like. The record is from RefSeq and is a predicted model, not a curated record. Gene Ontology annotation, molecular function: cysteine-type deubiquitinase activity. Gene Ontology annotation, cellular component: Golgi apparatus. Bases 2494 to 6807 code for a protein of 1437 amino acids. Gene Ontology annotation, biological process: protein deubiquitination. NCBI's taxonomy places the organism in Eukaryota, Metazoa, Chordata, Mammalia, Primates, Hominidae. The transcript is spliced from 37 exons.
AAGCUUCCAAGAUACAGCUGGUUGAGUACAGUCAUGAUAAAAGAGAGGCGAAGGCCCAUUCCGCUAUUUUCUUUUCGUGGAGGUUGGGCUCGCGUGCUUCUGUGAGCUGUGGUCGUCAUGGACCGGAAGCGUGUGCGGCGCGCCUGCCUUGAGACCAGCAUCAGGGAAGGGUGUCCCAGGUGCAGGCGAAGCUUCCUUCAAGUGUUCCUGGAGGACUUUCGGCUCGCAAGCGCUUCUCCAUUCUCCCAGCAUCUCGGGCCUGAUGUUAAUGUUCGUGUGUCAAGUCUCACACUCUUGGGAGCUAUAGCAUCCACCCACACACCUUUACCUGAAGCCCAGCUACUUCUGCAACAGCCAUGUUCUUCUGGACUCAGUAAUAGCAAUUCAGCAACCCCUCACCUCAGCCCUCCUGAUUGGUGGAGGAAAGCCCCUGCAGGACCCUCUCUGGAAGAAACGUCAGUUAGCUCACCUAAGGGGUCUUCAGAGCCCUGCUGACUCAUUCGACUCUGCAUUUCCAUUGUCGUACUGCCCAAGGAGGAUUCCUGUUCAGGUAGCGAUGCUGGCUCUGCAGUAGGAAGCACCUACGAACCAUCCCCCAUGCGACUGGAGGCCUUACAGCUAUUGGCUCUUCUGGCAAGGGGCUACUUUUCAAUGACUCAAGCCUACUUGAUGGAGCUUGGAGAGGUGAUUUGCAAGUGCAUGGGGGAAGCAGAUCCAUCCAUUCAUGAAGCUUCAUGGAGCAAAGCUUCUGGAAGAACUGGGCACAGGCUUAACACAGCAGCAUAAACACUGCGACACCUGAUCAGAGAGUGCCAGUCUUCUUGGUGGUGAUGUUCUGGACUAUGAUGCUGAAUGGUCCUUUACCCAGAGCCCUGCAGAAUUUGGAGCAUCCAACUCUCCAGGCGAGCGCAUGUGAUGUCCUGUCUUCCAUCUUGCCAGAGGCCUUCAGCAAUCUGCCGGAUGUCAUAUGUGUUGCAGACGCAGCAAAUACAAUAUUGAUGUCACUUGAAGACAAGUCUCUGAAUGUUCGAGCCAAAGCAGCCUGGUCCCUGGGCAACCUGACAGACACUCUGAUUGUCAACAUGUAGGUGACUGAACUUGCUUUCCCCAGCUGACUUCUGAGAUUGAGGGCCCAAGAGAAUGUCUUCGAUCUCUACCAUGAAAGAAUCAGCAGUAGUUCCCGCAUAUUAUGCAGUCAGUCUUCCUGCUUUGUUUUGUUUGAUAUUCCUUCAGAAAAUAAAAUUAAUAAGCUGCUCUUAAUAUAUAUUAGGAAUAUAUUAAGACAUAUAUGUAUUAAAAAUACUGUAUGUCGAUAUAAGUAAUAUGUCCACAUUAUAGAAAACAUAAAAGCAAAACCUUAGUAAUGGUUACCGUACUUUUAAAAUGCAUUUAAAAAUAUUUCUUAAAGUAGUAUAUUCACAGGCUAAAAAAAAUCCAGAUAGUACAAAGCAGCAUUCAAUGUGAAGCCUUUCUUCUACCCUGACACCUUAGUUCCCCUCCCCAGAGGUAGCUGGUUAUUCAUGUGCAAGUGUCCUGCUUUUUGUCACUUCACCGUAUAAGCAACAUGUAAAAUGUGUAAGCAUUCUAUUAUUGACUUGUUAGAAAUCCUUAUUUAUGAUUACAUAAUUAUCACUGUGUGAUGAUUAUUUAACCAUUUUUCUAUUACUGAACAUUUGUUUUAGCCUUUAGGCUUGUAGACUUUUAUAUUCAGUGAAUAUUUUUGUGCAUUAAAUCUGCAUUUUGAGAUUUUUUUUUGGAGACAUUCCUAGGUGGGGAACUAUUGAGUCAAAAGAUAUAUACUGUAAGUUUCUUGAUAUAAUGUAAGCAGAUUUGUUAUAACUGUUUUCCAAAACUUUUAGGCAUAUGCUAAGUGAAUAUAUUUCUAUAUGUAUAUAUUUAAGUGAGUGGCUUAAAUGGGGAGGGCUGAGGUCAGGGAGGUCUGAUGCUGGUCCUGGGCUCCGGGGGUGACAGUGAUGAGGAACUGGGUGCACACAUGAGUGGGGGAGCCAGGCCUGGCCAGAAAAGCAACACACACAUGCACAGACACGUUUACCACUUAACGCGUGUGCACGCACGUGCACACAUUGCAGGCAGGCAUGUUGACGCCUCAGUUAGCGGAGGACCCUGACUCUGGGCUCUGCUGACCCGGGCAAGGCCCCAUUGUGAUGCGUGCCAUGACCUCAGAAUGCCACUGGUGCUUAGCACCUAUCCGCUCUCCAGCCUGUGUCUGUGUUCUACAGCAGUUACACACACGCAGUGGUGUUGGUGAGCAGUUUGUGGACUCAAAGGUUUUCUCCCUGAGAGGCAUAACCCAGGCCAGCUGAUUCAUCAGAAUCGGGAAACUGGGCAUAUCUGUGGCCCUGAGCAUCCCAGGAGGCCGAUCGUACGGAGACCUCUGGUGCCUGACCGCAGUUCACAUCCACAUCCCUGGAAUAGCCCAUCACAGGCUCUUCACCCUUGGCAGGUGGACACCAUUCAACCUGCCGGGGCAGGAUGGACAUGGUAGAGGACGCAGAUAGUUUGCAGGCACAGGAGCGGGAGGACAUAAUUAUAAAAUAUCAGAAGGGACACCGAGCUGGGCUGCCAGAGGACAAGGGGCCUGAGCCUGUUGGAAUCUACGGCAGCAUUGAUCGCUUUGGGAUUCUGCAUGAGACGGAGCUGCCUCCUGUGACUGCAAGGGAGGCGAAGCAAAUUCGGCAGGAGAAAAAAAGAAACAGCAAGUGGCUGGAAAUGCUGGGCGAAUGGGAGACAUAUAAAAACAGUAAAAAGCUCGUAGAUCGAGUGUAUAAGGGGAUACCCAUGAACAUCCGGGGCCCAGUGUGGUCAGUCCUCCUGAACAUCCAGGAAAUCAAAUCGAAAAACCCCGGAAAAUAUAAGAUCAUGAAGGAGAAGGGCAAGAGGUCAUCUGAACACAUCCAGCAGAUCAACCUGGACGUAAGCAGGACGCUCCGGAACCAUGUCUUCUUCAGGGAUCGAUAUGGAGCGAAGCAGCGGGAACUAUUUUACAUCCUCCUGGCAUAUUCGGAGUAUAACCCGGAGGCGGGCUACUGCAGGGACCCGAGCCACAUCGCCGCCUUGUUCCUCCUUUAUCUGCCUGAGGAGGACGCAUUCUGGGCACUGGUGCAGCUGCUGGCCAGUGAGAGGCACUCCCUGCCGGGAUUCCACAGCCCAAAUGGCGGGACAGUUCAGGGGCUCCAAGACCAACAGGAGCAUGUGGUACCCAAGUCACAACCCAAGACCAUGUGGCAUCAGGACAAAGAAGGUCUAUGUGGAGAGUGUUCCUCGUUAGGCUGCCUUCUCCGGAUAUUGAUUGAAGGGGUCUCUCUUGGGCUCACCCUGCGCCUGUGGAAUGUGUAUUUGCUUCAAGGAGGACAGGCGUUGAUGCCGAUAAAAAGCAUUGGCUCCAAGGUUCAGCAGAAGCGCCUCAUGAAGACAUCCACGUCUGGCCUGUGGGCACGUUUUCGGAACAAGUUUUUCGAUACCUGGGCCACGGAUGAUGACGCUGUGCUCAAGCAUCUUAAGGCCUCUACGAAGAAACUAACAAGGAAGCAAGGGGACCUGCCACCCCCAGCCAAACCCGAGCAAGGGUCCUCGGGACCCAGUCCUGUGCCAGCUUCACGUGGCAGGAAGACCCUCUGCAAGGGGGACAGGCAGGCCCCUCCAGGCCCACCAGCCCGGUUCCAGCGGCCCAUUUGGUCAGCUUCCCCACCAUGGCCACCUUGUUCUUCCACACCCUGUCCUGGUGGGGCUGUCUGGGAAGACACCUACCCUGUGGGCACUCAGGGUGUGCCCAGCCCGGCCCUGGCUCAGGGAGGACCUCAGGGUUCCUGGAGAUUCCUGGAGUGGAACUGGAUGCCCCACCUCCCAACGGACCUGGAUGUAGGGGGCCCUUCGUUCCCUCAUUAUGAUUUCGAACAGAGCUGCCGGGUCCAUGCCAUAUCCCAGGAGGACCAGCUGGCCACCUGCUGGCAGGCUGAACACUCUGCGGAGGGGAACUGCCUUACUCUUCUGGAUGAUGAGAAUCAUAGAUUGGAAUAUUUGAAAAUCCAGGAUAAACAACACCUGGUAAUUGAAGUUCGCAACAAAGAUACGAGUUGGCCUGAGGAGAUGUCUUUUAUAGCAAAUAGUAGUAAAAUAGAUAGACACAAGGUUCCCAUAGAAAAGGGAGCCACAGGUCUAAGCAACCUGGGAAACACAUGCUUCAUGAACUCAAGCAUCCAGUGCGUUAGUAACACACAGCCACUGACACAGUAUUUUAUCUCAGGGAGACAUCUUUAUGAACUCAACAGGACAAAUCCCAUUGGUAUGAAGGGGCAUAUGGCUAAAUGCUAUGGUGAUUUAGUACGGGAACUUUGGAGUGGAACUCAGAAGAGUGUUGCCCCAUUAAAGCUUCAGUGGACCAUAGCAAAAUAUGCUCCCAGGUUUGAUGGGUUUCAGCAACAAGACUCCCAAGAACUUCUGGCUUUUCUCUUGGAUGGUCUUCAUGAAGAUCUCAACCGAGUCCAUGAAAAGCCAUAUGUGGAACAGAAGGACAGCGAUGGCCGACCAGACUGGGAAGUAGCUGCAGAGGCCUGGGACAACCAUCUAGGAAGAAAUAGAUCAAUUAUUGUGGAUUUGUUCCAUGGGCAGCUAAGAUCUCAAGUCAAAUGCAAGACAUGUGGGCAUAUAAGUGUCCGAUUUGACCCUUUCAAUUUUUUGUCUUUGCCACUACCAAUGGACAGUUAUAUGCACUUAGAAAUAACAGUGAUUAAGUUAGAUGGUUCUACCCCUGUACGGUAUGGACUAAGACUGAAUACAGAUGAAAAGUACACAGGUUUAAAAAAACAGCUGAGUGAUUUCUGUGGACUUAAUUCAGAACAAAUCCUUCUAGCAGAAGUACAUGGUUCCAACAUAAAGAACUUUCCUCAGGACAACCAAAAAGUAGGACUCUCAGUGAGUGGAUGUUUGUGUGCAUUUGAAAUUCCUGUCCCUGCAUCUCCAAUUGCAGCUUCUAGUCCAACACAGACAGAUUUCUCCUCUUCGCCAUCUACAAAUGGAAUGUUCACCCUAACUACCAAUGGGGACCUACCCCAACCAAUAUUCGUCCCCAAUGGAAUGCCAAACACUGCUGUGCCACGUGGAACUGAGAAGAACUUCACAAAUGGAAUGGUUAAUGGUCACAUGCCAUCUCUUCCUGAUAGCCCCUUUGCAGGUUACAUCAUUGCAGUCCACCGAAAAAUGAUAAGGACAGAACUGUAUUUCCUGUCACCUCGGGAUAAUCGCCCCAGCCUCUUUGGAAUGCCAUUGAUUGUUCCAUGUACUGUGCAUACCCGGAAGAAAGACCUAUAUGAUGCGGUUUGGAUUCAGGUAUCCCGGUUAGUGAGCCCACUCCCACCUCAGGAAGCCAGUAAUCAUGCCCAGGAUCGUAUGGGCUAUCAAUAUCCAUUCACUCUACGAGUUGUGCAGAAAGAUGGGAACUCCUGUGCUUGGUGCCCACAGUAUAGAUUUUGCAGAGGCUGUAAAAUUGAUUGUGGGGAAGACAGAGCUUUCAUUGGAAAUGCCUAUAUUGCUGUGGAUUGGCACCCCACAGCCCUUCACCUUCGCUAUCAUACGUCCCAGGAAAGGGUUGUAGAUGAGCAUGAGAGUGUGGAGCAGAGUCGGCGAGCGCAAGCUGAGCCCAUCAACCUGGACAGCUGUCUCCGUGCUUUCACCAGUGAGGAAGAGCUAGGGGAAGAUGAGAUGUACUACUGUUCCGAGUGUAAGACCCACUGCUUAGCAACAAAGAAGCUGGAUCUCUGGAGGCUUCCACCCUUCCUGAUUAUUCACCUUAAGCAAUUUCAAUUUGUAAAUGAUCAGUGGAUAAAAUCACAGAAAAUUGUCAAAUUUCCUCGGGAAAGUUUUGAUCCGAGUGCUUUUUUGGUACCACGAGACCCGGCUCUCUGCCAGCAUCAACCACUCACACCCCAGGGGGAUGAGCUCUCCAAGCCCAGGAUUCGGGCAAGAGAGGUGAAGAAAGUGGAUGUGCAGAGUUUGGCUGGGGAAGAGGACAUGCUCCUGAGCAAAAGCCCAUCCUCACUCAGCGCUAACAUCAGCAGCAGCCCAAAAGGUUCUCCUUCUUCAUCAAGAAAAAGUGGAACCAGCUGUCCCUCCAGCAAAAACAGCAGCCCUAAUAGCAGCCCACGGACUUUGGGGAGGAGCAAAGGGAGGCUCCGGCUGCCCCCUAUUGGCAGCAAAAAUAAGCUGUCAAGUAGUAAGAACUUGGAUGCCAGCAAAGAGAAUGGGGCUGGGCAGAUCUGUGAGCUGGCUGACGCCUUGAGCCGAGGGCAUAUGCGGAGGGGCAGCCAACCAGAGCUGGUCACUCCUCAGGACCAUGAGGUAGCUUUGGCCAAUGGAUUCCUUUAUGAGCAUGAAGCAUGUGGCAAUGGCUGUGGCGAUGGUUACAGCAAUGAUCAGCUUGGAAACCACAGUGAAGAAGACAGCACUGAUGACCAAAGAGAAGACACUCAUAUUAAGCCUAUUUAUAAUCUAUAUGCAAUUUCAUGCCAUUCAGGAAUUCUGAGUGGGGGCCAUUAUGUCACUUAUGCUAAAAACCCAAACUGCAAGUGGUACUGUUACAAUGACAGCAUCUGUGAGGAACGUCACCCUGAUGAAAUUGACACCGACUCUGCCUACAUUCUUUUCUAUGAGCAGCAGAGGAUAGACUACACACAAUUUCUGCCAAAGAUUGAUGGCAAAAAGAUGGCAGACACAAGCAGUAUGGAUGAAGACUUUGAGUCUGAUUACAAAAAGUACUGUGUGUUACAGCAAAGCUACCACUCUGGCUGCUAGACAGCUUGGUGGCAAGGGAGAUGAUUCCUUGUAGCUGAUAGUUGGCAAAAGUGUCACUGAGAGGCAAGCUAAAUGUAGUUAUUUUAUCCUGUUAGAAUACAAAUUCUAAUUAAAAUAGUUAACUUUAAGAGUAGUAAUAAUUUUAUUUUGACGUCUCAUGCAAGCUCUCUGAUAGAGAACUUUCAGGCAGAUCCCACCAUUAGCCUGUAAACAAAAGGUUUGGCACCAGGCACCUGGGACCAAAUAAGAAUUCAACUGUGCUUGUCCAGAUAUGAACAAAUAUGUAGUGAGUAUAAAGUUUACCAAUAAUCAUAACAAAUAUUAAAGAUUUCCUUGGAGUCAAAGUAAAAAACAAAAAAUUGUAAUGUUGUCUAGGGAUGACAUGAUGGAGAAAGCAAGAUCAUGAAGGUGUGCAAAUGAUUCUUACAGCAUGGGCGAAGAUUUUUCAAUUUAUUUUUUAAAGUUUCCAUACCCUUUCUUUGUCUUUCUUGCUUUUUGUUUUUGCCGUUGUGUCUAUGUUUGAGACACAACCAGUCAUUGGUGGCAGGGGCAUAGAGUGGUCAGUCUGAAAGGGAGGCUCUCUUAAGAGCUAUGUGCCUUCCACCCAGAGGGAGACCCAGUAGAAAGAAAAACAUCCUGGGAAUUCCAGCUACCAUGGCCCUCCCAGUGGAGGCAUCUUACAUUUAGGAUACUUCAAGUAUCCUCAGAAAUGUAUUCUGCACUCCCGGCCCCACCCAUGCUGAGGGAACGGGAGCAGUUGCCAAUAUUUGCACCAUCUUCACAUGCACAUGUUGCAACAAGAGUUUCUGGGAAGGUAAGCGGCAUCGGAGCUAGAUCACAUUUCACAAUUAGUGGUUCUUUUCCAUGUUUGUUUUGCACUUUAAAAAAGAGAGAACACAUGCAAAUGAACUUGCUUGUGUGUAUUUGAUGGCUCUAAGGGCUAUAAAUUACAAACAAAACACAUCCCAGACAUUAGGAGUUCAUAAGUAUAUUUAAUGAAAUUGGUGGUUUUAGGAAGUCAACUUUAGUUUUGCUUUGUUUGCACGUCCACUAAUUUUUUAUUUUGAUAUUGUCUUUUUUUAAUUUUACAGUAGUCAUUGAAAGUUAUGUUUCUUUGUUUACUUCAUUUUUUCCUCUAAUUAUUCAAGAAGAACAAAAGUAUAAAUGUUAUUUAUUUCAGGUAGAAUUUUUUUUGUGUAGUUUUUUAAUAUAUACUUGAAGGAAAUGUUUCACCUUAUUUUUGGUCUUUGUUUAUUCAUUUAGACCCUGCAAGUUGAUUCUCAUUAAUUGUCAGAUUCCGCUACACUUUCUUCCUCAUAGGUAGUCAUUACCAGUGUAACUAAGCAUUUGUGUUCUGAUAUCUGGGGCCAGUAACUAUUAAUAUCUAGUUCUCAGAGCAUUUGGAAAGGUUAUCUUAAAUGGCUACCUAAAUUGAAAUCCUUUUCAGAAAAAAUAUAAUUGCAAGUAGGUAGGAGUGGCCUAAAUUGUCUAAUGUAAUAAAGUCAGACAAAAUGCAUACUGUAUAGUUUCAAGAUUUUCAGUAUAUAAAAUCUGUCCUUUCCUACCUGGACAUGUCCCAUUAAAAAGUGGAAGAUUUUAAAUAAUUUCUUUACAGAUGUUUUAUUUAAGCAGGUAGCACAAUCUACUAAUGUUAUUUGAUCUGUGUUUGUUAUACUGGUUGUAAUUAAUUUUUUUAAUUCAUGAACUAGCAGAAAAUUUAUUAAAUUAACUGUUAACUACAUUCACCUUGUAAAUGACUGUAUAAAACUUGUUGACAAUGCACUGACUUUAGAAAGAUGUUAAUGUAUAUAAAUAGAGUGUAAAUAAAAUAGUGUUGAUGUACUGAAAUAUGAACUGUAUAAAAAGUAUUGGUAAUUGUAUAUGGGGUGUACCUGUUUAUCUGUAACUGUUAUCCAAACAAAUUAAAUACUGUGGAUGCCUCUAUGUGCUGUUUUUCCUCAUACAAGUAAACACAGAAUGUCAAAUUC